CAAAAAGGUGAUAUGAUCCACUGCUAACAGUCAACACAAAAAGCAGCAGUCCGAAAGAAAAAAACCAAAAUGGGAACCAGGAUGAAUAAGGUUGAUAUCUGUCUACAUUUCUGAAACGCAUCGCGUGUCAUCAAGGAAGAAGUUAAUACUCGAUAAGAUCAAGGAACAAAGCCAACAGCAAAAAAGUAGUAUAGUCAUGCCCGCCGCCGCUGCUCCCGCUCCUUCCGGCGGAAUUCCGGGACCUCGACGUGCAGUAGAUGCAUCGAGCAGACGGUACCGGGAAUUCUUCGUGAAGGAAGCAGUGAGAACCAACACAGUCGAGAGGCCUGACGUGACGAACAUAUUCGCCAAAAAUCACAUGCUGCAUUAUGGUCGAAAGUCUUAAUGAAAAGGAUACAGUCAUGCCACGCGAGUGUCUUUCUUUCUGUUGUGCAGGCUAAAGCUACAUCCGAAUUAUCAUGUUAGUUACAACCCGUCGUUACACUGUUAGCACCAACUGAAUACUAUCAAUAUCGUCGUAGCCGGUUGUGAGUAAUGAUGUUGAAGAAGCGUAGCCAGUUGUGAGCAAUGAUGUUGAAGAAGCGUAGCCAGUUGUGAGCAAUGAUGUUGAAGAAGCGUAGCCAGUUGUGAGUAAUGAUGUUGAAGAAGCGUAGCCAGUUGUGAGGAAUGAUGUAGAAGAAGCGUAGCCAGUUGUGAGUAAUGAUGUAGAAGAAGGCGAGAGCUCAUUUCUCCAUGACGCUAAUUUUUUAGUGCAUCUUUUUGGGAAUUUCGUGUUAUCUCGCCUUGAUCGGCUUCUUCUAAUCGUUACAAUUGACGAACACAGUCUUGGACAACGACUCCCUACGCAUUGUCUCCGAGUUUUUGGACGCAAGACCAGUGAAAUCGGGAAUGCCGCUGUUAGGGUGGAGUAAGUAGUUUAUUAUUGCCAUUUUCGUCCUCUAGGGCUUGUUGUAUUGUUCUACUUCGCCCGUUGAAUUAUACAAGGUUGACUUUCGUCUUUCGUGCUACUAACGAACCUCGUGACUUCAAGCCUACAAGUAAUUAUCCUACUUUCGUCAAUUCAAGAAUAGUCUCAGCCUCAGCGAUGGGCUUACGCAUAGAUCAGUGUCGGCGUCAGUGAAUAGUGUUGCUACGACCUCGAAUCCUAGCAAGUGAACUGGCUGCGACGACCCAGGCCAAAUGGGAGAAGGUGGUGCCAGAGGUACUGGGAAAGUUGCUGAAAGAGGCGAGCGAGUUAUGGUCGGAAAAUUCUUCCAUCUACGUCUACUAGCUGACAAACGCCGUCUCUCACGCAAAUUAUACUAGAGAAGAUACUGGUAAGCACGUAGACAACAGGCAUAUCAUAAGUUGUAAUGUUUGGCCGUCCGUCGCGACGUCGACUCCAUUCGUUACAACAAUGAAGUACCGACUCACCCCCGACGAGACGCAGAUACAUUGGGCUGCCGACGAAAGUCGUGGCCUCAUGUGUACUGCGUCGUGUCCCUACAUACAUUUCAUAGGCGAAGGGAGACUGCGAGUACUACCUCAAUGCAGCCUCCAACGACCCUGGAAGUUUUUGGCGGUUGAUGGCUGACGCAGGGUGCCAGCUUCCGCACAUCAAGGACGACGAUGAUGAAGUUGAGGAGGAGCGGGCCUUGGCAUUUUUCAAACCUCUCUCAGCUCUGCUCUCGAAGUACGGGUACAAGACCAAGGUGCUGAGAAAUCUAGACAAUCAUCACGAGGCACCGAAUGCAGUAAACGGUGGCCUGCUCAUUACCUGGGACCACCUCAUGAAGUGUGGCGGGACUUAAGACGAUUGUUGGUGUCGGGAGGUAAGAGAGCCGUGGGCCGGUCGACUCUUCAAUAUGCACAGAAUUGCAACAAGGUAGAGGGGUGCAAAUAACAUAGCGAGAUUGAUGUCAUGCCGAAAGCAAUUUUUAGUCCUAAUCAAAGUACUUCGCACUGUAAUGGAUGGAGAAAAAAUAAUCAAAAUCAUGUCAAACUCUGUUAAACGAGAACAAUGUUCGGAGGAAUUAAGUACUCAUGUGGAUGCUUUUUGUUUCCAUCUUCAUGUGGAUUGUUGAUAAUUCCCAUAAUCAAUGGCACAGAAC
This is a messenger RNA of Amoebophrya sp. A25, 2090 nucleotides long. Lineage: Eukaryota; Dinophyceae; Syndiniales; Amoebophryaceae. The record is from the annotation of a GenBank genome assembly.